Mangifera indica (mango) is the source of this 1610-nucleotide messenger RNA. Its product is annotated as probable pectate lyase 8. The coding region runs from base 123 to 1460 and encodes 445 amino acids. The record is from RefSeq and is a predicted model, not a curated record. Gene Ontology annotation, molecular function: pectate lyase activity. Lineage: Eukaryota; Viridiplantae; Streptophyta; Magnoliopsida; Sapindales; Anacardiaceae. The transcript has 6 exons.
GGAGCUCGUACCUCACUCGGUUCUCCUCCUCACUUAUCUUCUCUGUUCUGUUGGAGUCUAUAUAAAGUGUGUGUUUGGAGGGUGAGAAAGUGAGGGAAAGUAGAGAGAAUAAAAAUAGCAAAAUGUUGGUCACUCAACAUGGUGUUUCUCUUUGCUUCGCUGUUGUUCUCAUGCUCUUCGUCGGAGUUCUGGCGACUGUACGGAAUGAUGAUCUCUCUGUUUCAAGGAAGGUGAAGAUAGAGCAGUUGCAGAGCUUAACCAACUCAACAAUGGUUGCCAGGAGUGAAGAGGAUGAUGUGCAUGAGCAUGCCGUGGAUAAUCCAGAUGAAAUUGCCGCAGAGGUUGAGAUGAGCAUCCGCAACAGCACUGAGAGGAGGCAAUUGGGAUACUUCACGUGUGGGACAGGUAAUCCCAUUGAUGACUGCUGGCGGUGUGACCCUAACUGGCAGAAGAAUCGCAAACGCCUUGCUGACUGUGGCAUUGGUUUUGGAAGAAAUGCCAUUGGUGGCCGCGAUGGUCGCUUCUAUGUUGUCACUGACCACACUGAUGACGAUGUUGUUAACCCCCGACCUGGCACUUUGAGGCAUGCUGUGAUCCAGGACCGACCUCUCUGGAUUGUGUUCAAGAGGGACAUGGUGAUCACAUUGAAACAGGAAUUGAUCAUGAAUAGCUUUAAGACCAUUGAUGGCCGUGGAGCGAAUGUACACAUUGCCAACAGAGCGUGCAUCACUAUCCAGUUUGUUACUAAUGUCAUCAUUCAUGGUCUCCAUAUUCAUGACUGCAAACCCACCGGUAAUGCGAUGGUUAGAAGCUCGCCUAGUCACUAUGGUUGGAGGACAAUGGCUGAUGGUGAUGCCAUUUCAAUCUUUGGGUCAAGCCAUAUAUGGAUUGAUCACAAUUCACUCUCCAAUUGUGCUGAUGGACUUGUUGAUGCUGUCAUGGGUUCUACUGCAAUUACCAUUUCGAACAAUCACUUCACCCACCACAAUGAGGUUAUGUUGCUGGGCCACAGUGAUUCUUAUACCAGAGACAAAAAUAUGCAAGUUACCAUUGCUUAUAACCAUUUUGGUAAAGGACUGAUUCAGAGAAUGCCAAGGUGUAGACAUGGAUACUUCCAUGUAGUGAACAAUGACUAUACUCACUGGGAAAUGUAUGCCAUUGGUGGCAGUGCUAACCCCACUAUUAACAGCCAGGGCAACAGAUAUGCUGCGCCAACUAACGCAUUUGCAAAGGAGGUAACAAAGAGAGUUGAGACUGCAGCGAGUGAGUGGAAGAACUGGAAUUGGAGAUCAGAGGGAGAUCUCAUGUUGAAUGGUGCCUACUUCACCCCAUCAGGAGCAGGAGCCUCAGCCAGCUACGCUCGCGCCUCAAGCUUGGGAGCCAAGUCUUCCUCAAUGGUUGGGUCCAUGACUUCUGGUGCUGGUGCAGUGAGCUGCCGCAGAGGCCAACGAUGCUCAUAGCUGUAGUCAAUCAAUAUUGGCCACAGCAAAAGGCCAACCGAUAUCUGUUUGAUUUUUUCUUUUUUUAUAAAUUUUCUACUAUAUAGUGUCACCAAUCAUCCCAUAUACAUUCUGUCAAUUGUUUCUCAAUCAAUUAUCUCCAUUUACAUA